AAUCGAUAUCUUGCCAGCACUAGUACAGACAUAUUUUGUUUGAUAUUGUGAAAUUGCAUUUCUAGGAUUACUGGGGCUGAGCCAUAACUUUUUGCACAAAAUUAAACAUACUUCAGAAGUAGAAGCUCACGUAAAUUAUGUCCGGUGGUUCGCUUAUUACACUUAAAGAAGACGAGUCGGGGGCGAACGGAUCUGGUUCCAACAAUGCAGUUCAACACCCAUCAAACGCGCAACAAAAUGUUGGAUCCAAUGGCAGCGAUCGGCAGCAGAAUAGUGGUAACGCAGGCAGUGGCGCAGGUUCGGCUCCAGCCGAAGGGAGCCGACAAAACAGUUUACAACGCAUUCAACAACGAAAACAAAAAGUUUUCAACUUGCCCGUGGCUCAAAAACUAGCCAAACUUUCCAUGUACUCAGCUUGUCAAGCUGAAGGUUGUCGGUGCACAGGAUGGAAAACGCCACAAGAAAAUCGCCACCGUGAUGUUGAAUCGUCUUAUUGCCCUGAAUUUAGUGAAGAAUGUCGGAAUACUAGUUGCCGACAUUCACUGCAGAGCCAUAUCUCUCACUUAGAUGGAAUUUCGGCCGCUGAGAUGAACAACUUCCUGGGAGCAAUUAUUGAUAUGGAGAAUUUGUUCAUGUCUAUGCAAAGAGUUGAUGAUGAUGAUACAAAAAAGGUAUACCUUUAUCUAUUUCGUUUACUGCGACAGUGCGUUAUAACGCGACAACAGGCAGUAAUAAGAGGUCCGUUGGGAGAUCCCCCAUUUGAAUCGCCCUGCAUUGCCAAGGCUGUUUAUUCAUUUGUCUUCUACAAAUACAACCACUUGAGUCCAAAUGAAUUGCAAACUAUGACUGAGGUUGCUAAAACCUUUUUGAAUUUUCUUAAUCAUUACAAUUUUGAACCCCCUUCAAUGCGGAGAGCCGAUUUGAAGAAUGAUGACGCUUCCACUUACAAGAUUAACUAUACCCGAUGGUUAGUUUUCUGUCAUGUGCCUGCCUUUUGUAACUCCCUUCGGCAUUUUGAAACGUCUUUGGUUUUUGGGAGAACUUUGCUAAGAACUGUAUUUCAAUACAUGGCUCAGCAACUUAAGAAAAAAUGUAUUUCGGAACGGGAUCGCUUUCCGGCGGAUAAAAGAUCGAUUAUAACGCAAAUGCCAAAAUUUUUGGAAGCUCUUAAAGCGGAACUCCUUAAAGAUGACUCUCCAAUAUGGGACCAGUCUUAUAGACCACCAACGGCUUUCCUUUUACAACAACGCAAAAGGCAACAGGAUACGACAGCUUCAGCCACAGGAGUAUCCAGUAGCAACGCUUCUAAAAAAAUUGGAAGCGGCGAACCUGCCCACAAAAGAGUAAAAAAAGAAAUUUCAGAGCGUUCCACUGGGGAUGUCUAUUACGAGGAUCUUCCCGACGAUGUAGUGAUUCGUGCCAUGAAAGCGGUUUCGGAGUCUAAGGCAAUAAAUAAAACCGAAAUAUUGUUUCCCGUAAAUGUAUCUCGUGAUGAAAAUGUUAAGGCAGAAGAACAAAAACGUGCCAUCGAGUUUCAUGUUGUGGGUAAUUCACUGACAAAACCUGUUGAUAAACAAACAAUUCUUUGGUUGUUGGGUUUACAAAGUGUUUUUGCACAUCAACUACCUGAAAUGCCCCGCGAAUACAUAUCACAAUUGGUAUUUGAUACAAAGCAUAAAACAUUGGCUUUAAUUAAAGAAAAUAUGCCAAUUGGAGGUAUUUGCUUCCGACCAUUUCCAAGCCAGGGUUUUACUGAAAUUGUUUUUUGCGCCGUCACCAUGUCGGAACAAGUGAAAGGAUAUGGUACACAUUUAAUGAACCAUUUAAAGGAUUACAGUAUUCAAAAGGGUAUAUUACAUCUUUUAACAUACGCUGAUUGCGACGCCAUUGGAUACUUUAAAAAACAAGGAUUCUCUAAGGACAUAAAACUGGCGCGGCCAGUAUAUGCUGGUUACAUAAAAGAAUAUGAUGGAGCAACUUUGAUGCACUGUGAAUUACAUCCCAGCAUUGUAAACACGCAAUUUAUAUCCGUAAUACGCCGACAAAGCGAAAUAUUGAAAGAGCUCAUUGCCCAACGUCACAAUGAUGUGCAAAAGGUUCGACCGGGAUUAACAUGUUUCAAAGAGGGAUUGCCAUCAAUACCAGUAGAAUCAAUACCUGGACUGAGAGAAAUCGGUUGGAAACCUCAAAUGCGGGCGCACCGAACGGGAAGGCCAUUAGAAGAGUCAUCUGAUCCUGAAAAAUUAGCUGCCUCAUUUGCUGCUGUAUUACAAUCUGUACGACAUCAUGCAUCCGCAUGGCCAUUCUUAAAACCGGUUACUGUUGCUGAAGUUCCCGAUUACUAUGAUCACAUUAAAUAUCCAAUGGACCUGAAGACAAUGGGAGAACGUCUUAAGAAGGGAUAUUAUGUAACAAGACGACUGUUCAUGGCUGACAUGGCUCGUAUUUUCUCUAAUUGUCGUUUCUAUAACUCACCAGAAACCGAGUAUUACCGUUGUGCCAAUAACUUGGAACGCUACUACCAAACUAAGAUGCGCGAGUUGGGCCUUUGGGACAAAUGAUGUCGCGCCAUAUUGUCAACAAAUUUGGAACCACCUAGUGAUAAGCCAGCAGACGAUGACGGAGAUGGUAGAGCCUAUGAUAUUUCUGAUGACAAUGAGGACGAUAAGAGAACUCCGAGGGAUGAACGUAGCAUAGCAAACACUGUAACCAACACUAGUAUUACCAACAAUAGCACCCCCAAUUCUUCUCAAAACACAAUUUUUAACACAUCCUUUGAGAAUACAUUUUUGAGUGGUAAUUUGGGAGCUUACUCUUCUCUACCUGAUGACAUAUUUACAAACUAAAAUUUAUUGUAAUUUAUUAAUCAACAACCUACUUUGAGAGGAUUUAUUUGAAGUAAAAGUAAUGGAUAUGACAAUUUAAAUCCAAAUCCAGUAGGUUAACCCUCAUAUAUAUAAACGUACUGUUAUAUCGUAAAUGUAUUUUAAUCAUAUUUUUUCUUUGAGCUUUGAACAACAUUUUUGACUUUCCCCAACUGAUCUAAAAAAUAAUCUAAUAAAGUUUAUAAAUAUGCAUAAA
This is a messenger RNA of Musca domestica (house fly), 3081 nucleotides long. RefSeq names its product histone acetyltransferase KAT2A (gene Gcn5). The coding region runs from base 138 to 2561 and encodes 807 amino acids. The record is from RefSeq and is a predicted model, not a curated record. Gene Ontology annotation, biological process: chromatin remodeling; positive regulation of transcription by RNA polymerase II. The transcript has 3 exons. Gene Ontology annotation, molecular function: histone H3 acetyltransferase activity; protein binding. Gene Ontology annotation, cellular component: nucleus; histone acetyltransferase complex. Lineage: Eukaryota; Metazoa; Arthropoda; Insecta; Diptera; Muscidae.